CCGUGUGGAUCGGACGUGCCCGGAGAGAGCUAUUCAGACCUGAACCCCUUGAUUAUACUAUAGAUUGGUUUCCCACAUUCAUCCUGUAAAAUGCAACGUCUACUGACCAAACGCAGCUGCAGCUUAGUGCUCAGGAUGCAUAAUAGAUGUCUGGCCACGCCACCUGUGGAGAAUGUGCUCUUCCCUACUAAAUCAGAUUUUCCCAGUCGUCACAUUGGACCACGUAAAACGGAUGUGGUUGCUAUGCUGGAUACGCUGGGCUUCAAGUCCUUGGCGGAGCUCACCGAGAAAGCCGUGCCCCAGAGCAUACAGCUAAAGCGGGAUUUAAAUCUGGAUAAGCCGUUGAAUGAGCAUGAGCUGAUACGUCGCAUACGUGAUAUAUCGCUCAAGAAUCAGCUGUGGCGCUCCUACAUUGGCAUGGGCUACCACAAUUGCCAUGUGCCCCAUACGAUCGUCCGGAACAUCUUUGAAAAUCCCGGAUGGACGACACAGUACACGCCUUAUCAGCCGGAGAUUGCCCAAGGUCGUCUCGAAUCGUUGCUCAACUAUCAGACACUUGUCUCCGAAUUAACUGGCUUGGAUGUGGCCAAUGCCUCGCUCCUGGACGAGGGCACAGCCGCAGCGGAGGCCAUGUGCCUGGCCACGCGUCACAACAAACGCAAGAAGCUCUACUUGUCCAACAAGGUGCAUCCUCAGACCCUUUCUGUGGUACAGACACGUGCUGACGCCUUGGAGCUGGAAAUUGUCGUGGGUCCCAUCGAGCAGGCUGAUCUGCCGAGUCGUGAACUGGCCGGCAUCCUAUUGCAGUAUCCAGAUACAUACGGUGAUGUCAAGGAUUUCGAGGACAUUGCUGCACUUGCACGCAAAAAUGGAACACUUGUGGUGGUAGCUACCGAUCUAUUGUCCCUAACUCUACUACGUCCGCCGGCCGAGUUCGGCGCAGACAUUGCCAUUGGCACCUCCCAGCGUCUGGGCGUGCCCCUAGGAUAUGGAGGACCUCAUGCUGGUUUCUUUGCCUGCAAGCAGAACUUGGUGCGUCUGAUGCCGGGUCGCAUGAUUGGCGUCACUCGUGAUAUGGACGGCAAUGAUGCCUAUCGCUUGGCGCUCCAGACUCGGGAGCAGCAUAUUCGUCGGGACAAGGCCACCAGCAAUAUUUGCACCGCCCAGGCGUUGUUGGCCAACAUGUCGGCCAUGUAUGCUAUUUAUCAUGGCCCGGAAGGUCUUAAGGCCAUUGCCAAUCGCAUUCACCAUUUUGCGUUGACCCUGCAAACGGGUCUCCAAGGAUCAGGACACGAGGUGCUUAACAAGAACUUCUUUGAUACACUGCACGUGAAGCUCUCUCCAAAUCUUUCGCUUGAGGAGCUGAAGGAGCGAACCGAACUCAAACGUAUCAAUCUACGCUACUUGCCCGAUGACACAGUGGGCGUGGCUCUGGAUGAGACGGUCAGCGUGGCAGAUGUCAACGAUUUGUUGUGGUCCUUCAAGACAGAGACUAAUGUGGAGGAUCUGCUGGCAUCUAAGAACGUGCUCAAGAAUUCCAUUGAGAAUUCCAAGUUCCUGCGCACCUCACCAUACCUGCAGCAUCCCAUUUUCAAUAGCUAUCACAGCGAAUCCCGAAUGGUUCGCUAUAUGAAGAAGCUAGAAAACAAGGAUAUUUCACUGGUGCACUCGAUGAUUCCACUCGGCUCCUGCACCAUGAAACUCAAUUCAACCACUGAAAUGAUGCCUUGCUCAUUCCGUCACUUCACCGACAUUCAUCCCUUUGCGCCCGUGGAGCAGGCACAAGGAUUCCAUCAAAUGUUCAACGAACUGGAGCGAGAUCUGUGCGAGAUAACCGGAUAUGACAAAAUAUCAUUCCAGCCCAAUUCUGGGGCUCAAGGCGAGUAUGCUGGACUGCGAGCCAUUAGGAGCUAUCACGAGCAUCGCAACGAGGGACAUCGCAAUAUUUGUCUGAUCCCCAUCUCAGCACAUGGCACUAAUCCAGCUUCCGCACAAAUGGCCGGCAUGAAGGUUGAGCCCAUACGCAUUCUAGCCGAUGGAUCGAUUGAUAUGGCCCAUCUACGCGAUAAGGCGGAGGAGCACUCCCGUGAGCUGUCCUGCCUGAUGAUCACAUAUCCAUCGACCAUGGGCGUAUUCGAGGAAACGGUUGCGGAAAUCUGCACCCUGGUGCACAAGCAUGGUGGCCAGGUGUAUCUCGACGGCGCCAAUAUGAAUGCUCAAGUGGGUCUGUGUCGUCCCGGCGACUAUGGCAGCGAUGUGUCCCAUCUGAAUCUGCACAAGACUUUCUGCAUUCCACAUGGCGGCGGUGGCCCAGGAAUGGGACCUAUCGGUGUGAAGGCUCAUCUGGCACCGUACUUACCGGGUCAUCCAGUCAUCAGUCCGCUCAGCAGUGAAGAGCAUAGCUUUGGAGUCGUCUCUGCGGCUCCCUUUGGCAGCUCGGCAAUUCUGCCAAUUUCCUGGUCCUACAUUAAACUCAUGGGCAGCCGGGGAUUGAAGCGAGCAACUCAGGUGGCCAUUCUGAACGCCAACUACAUGUCCAAGCGUCUGGAGCAGCACUACAAAACCCUCUACAAGGCACAGAACUCACAGCUGGUGGCGCAUGAGUUCAUCCUGGACAUACGCGACCUAAAAAAGACGGCGAACAUUGAGGCCGUCGAUGUGGCAAAGCGUCUAAUGGAUUAUGGUUUCCAUGCCCCAACUAUGUCCUGGCCUGUGGCUGGCACUCUGAUGAUUGAACCAACUGAAUCCGAGGACAAGGAGGAGUUGGAUCGAUUCUGCGAUGCGAUGAUAUCAAUUCGAGAAGAGAUUGCCGACAUUGAGGAAGGACGCAUGGAUAAAAGCGUGAAUCCCCUCAAAAUGUCACCACAUACCCAGGCUCAGGUUAUCUCCGACAAGUGGAAUCGUCCCUAUACACGGGAGCAGGCUGCCUUCCCAGCUUUGUUUGUCAAGCCCGAUGCUAAAAUUUGGCCCACUGUUGGCAGAAUCGACGAUGCCUACGGCGAUAAACAUUUAGUGUGCACCUGUCCACCCAUUUUGCCCGAUUUGUAAAAUUAUAUUGAAUCAACAUUAAAUAAAACAUUGUUAAAAUA
This is a messenger RNA of Drosophila innubila, 3089 nucleotides long. RefSeq names its product glycine dehydrogenase (decarboxylating), mitochondrial. The coding region runs from base 91 to 3048 and encodes 985 amino acids. Lineage: Eukaryota; Metazoa; Arthropoda; Insecta; Diptera; Drosophilidae. Gene Ontology annotation, cellular component: mitochondrion; glycine cleavage complex. Gene Ontology annotation, biological process: glycine decarboxylation via glycine cleavage system. The record is from RefSeq and is a predicted model, not a curated record. The transcript is spliced from 7 exons. Gene Ontology annotation, molecular function: pyridoxal phosphate binding; glycine dehydrogenase (decarboxylating) activity; glycine binding.